CUGUUUUCACGACAUUUUCGAGGCAAAGAAAACCGGGAACAUCUCGAUGUGACCAAUUACGAACGAGCAUUGGAAAUGGUCGCCGAACGAUCGCAAGAUGGAUAGUCUCUGCUUCUCUCGCGCGUUCCCGGCUCGAAUGCGAUUUGUCAAUUCUCCUGAAUCCAACAAUUCGAAGUCGAAUUUAACUCCGUCCGGCGAUUGUUGUUAUCCCUUAUCACUCGGCUCGAUUCGUGUUGUUUGAACAUGAGCGCGUCGUAAUCGGUUGUCGUUAGAUUAAAUUAUACGCGUGGGCGGCCCGUGUGUUUCUUCGUUUAAUAUUUAAUUAGAUCGCAUAUGGAAAGUAACGUCAAGGCCAAUUGACAACGACAUCGACGGGAAAAUAACUAGGCAUUCUUUUUUUAGGAAAAAUGUAGGUGAUAAAAAAAAAUAUAUGCGACUUUAUUUGACAAAAGAAAGUAGUAAAGACUUAUGAAAAAAAGAAGACUCGAAUAAAACCUCACAAACAUGAACAAGCCUAUACAAAAAAAUGCACAGUUACUGAAAUAUGCGAGCUUAGUCACUCUCACGGCUCAAAAUGCUGCGGUCAGUCUCAGCAUGCGAUACUCGCGGACCAGAGCGGGAGAUAUGUUCCUUUCUUCCACUGCCGUCGUGAUGGCCGAAUUGGUCAAACUUUUCAUCUGCCUGGGGGCGGUGUAUUACGAAGAGGGAGGUUUCAGAAAAUUUUACGAAGCACUACACGCGACAAUCGUGAAGCAGCCUAUCGAUACACUGAAAGUCUGUGUGCCAUCGCUUUUGUACAUCAUACAGAAUAAUUUACUCUACGUUUCGGCGUCCAACUUGGACGCCGCCACGCAUCAGGUUACAUAUCAAUUGAAAAUCCUGACCACGGCCUUCUUCGCUGUCGCGAUAUUGCGCAAGUCUCUUCGUACCACUCAGUGGAGCGCUCUGGUGCUUCUGGUGAUCGGAGUGGUCCUCGUGCAACUGGCGCAGAACACAACGGCGCCGUUACCCUCCGGCAUCCAGCAGAGUCACUGGCUGGGUUUCUCCGCCGCUCUGACCGCUUGCUUGCUGUCUGGUUUCGCGGGGGUCUACUUCGAGAAGAUACUGAAAGGAUCCGACGUUUCCGUGUGGAUGCGAAACGUUCAACUGAGUCUGCUCUCUAUUCCGUUCGGUCUGGGCACGUGUUUCCUGCACGACGGCGAGACCAUAAGAAAACAGGGCUUCUUCUUCGGCUACGAUUCGUUUAUCGUUUUCUUGGUGUUCCUGCAAGCAGGCGGCGGAUUGAUCGUAGCCAUGGUGGUCAAGUUCGCCGAUAACAUACUCAAAGGUUUCGCGACGUCCAUGGCCAUCAUCGUGUCCUGUUUGGCUUCUAUCUCUCUGUUCAGCUUCGACCCGUCGUUCCAGUUCGUUCUGGGCGCGUUCCUCGUGAUCUGUUCGAUCUUUCUGUACGGUCAUCAGCCGAAAACCGUGUCCCACGAUAAACACACGUCCGCCGAGAAAGUCUGAUACAGUAGGAUCCGCUUAAGGGCAACAAAAUCGAACGCGGGUCGUUGCAGAAGAGCGAAGAACGAACUCGGUUCGUCUUCUAAAAAAUACAAUGAAGAGUGAACGAACGACUUCCUUCCGCGAAGAAAUGAGGAAGUAGUUCUCCGUAGAGCAGUCAAGCGAAGGUAACUCGGUUGUCCUUAAGCAGGUCCUACUGUAGCGAUAACAAAAAUAUACAGGAUACGUUUCUCCAUUGUAAUAGUCGAUUCCUCGACAAGAUUUCCUCAAAGCCGUUGAUCACUUCAAGUUGGCGACACGUCACUUGCGAAAGAGCUCAGUAUACAUAUAUAAAAUUAGAACUAAUUAAAAAAAAACGUUAGUGUUAACGGAUGUAAUUAAAGGAGAGAGAUAGAUAUUGCAUUUAAACGCAGGUCAGAUAAAUGUUAUUUGCCUGAAGAAAGAAAUAACUUAUUUUAAAAACCCAGUUGUAAGGUUUUCUAUUUGUAAAGCGUACAAAAAAUUGUUAAAUUGCACGAGAAAGAAUUACGCGAGAUUUUAAUUCAAUAUCUUGAAACUUCGAUGCGAUCGAAGUUUUGAAUCGUCUCUUGGAGGGGGGCGAACAUGAGAUCAAACUGACGACAAGAAAUAAGAGGCGUUAAGAAGAGAAAUUAAUCAUAGAGAGAAAUUAAAUAAGUACAGCGAAGCGACGCACACACUCACAAUUCCAUCUAUUUAUUAUCGAGAAGUGCGACAUUGAUUUUAUUUUUACACAACGGUAACUUCUUGACGUAUUAAUAGGCCAGUUGUAAGUUGUCACACUCGUAUAUAUAUAUAUAUAUAUAUAUAUAAUAUAUAUUGUGUACUUAAUCU
Messenger RNA from Pseudomyrmex gracilis, 2355 nucleotides. It is a transcript of the gene Ugalt, whose product is annotated as UDP-galactose/UDP-N-acetylglucosamine transporter srf-3. The record is from RefSeq and is a predicted model, not a curated record. Gene Ontology annotation, cellular component: Golgi membrane. The transcript has 5 exons. NCBI's taxonomy places the organism in Eukaryota, Metazoa, Arthropoda, Insecta, Hymenoptera, Formicidae. Gene Ontology annotation, molecular function: UDP-galactose transmembrane transporter activity. Gene Ontology annotation, biological process: pyrimidine nucleotide-sugar transmembrane transport. The coding region runs from base 505 to 1506 and encodes 333 amino acids.